GAACGGGGAGGGCGGGAGGAGCCGCGCGUGCCCCCCCGCUGCCUCCCCCCGCUCCAUGGCCCCGGCCGCGGCGGAGCCCAGCGCCCGCUGCCCCCCGGGGACCGGCCCCGGCCCCGGCCGGAGGCGCUCGGCUCGGAGGCCCCCGCAGGAAGAGCGGCCGGGCCGGACACGAUGACCGCGGAGAACACCGAGAGCAACGGGCCCAUGCGGGAGCCAGAGCCGGGGGCCACGAGGUCCCCGGUGCCCCCGGUGCCCCCAGCCCCACCGCGGCGCCGAGGGCAUCGUCUGCGGCGGCGCAAGUCCCCGACGGAGGCGCCGGUGAAGGGGCAGCUCCGCAUGCGCUCGCCAUCGGGAGCCUUCGUCAUGGUGGGCAUCUCGGUGGUCCUGGUGGGCAUGACCAUCGCCGUGGUGGGCUACUGGCCCCACCGCGGAGCUGGGGCCGCCGGUGCCACCAACGUCACUGGGGACAUGAGGAGGGAGGUGGCGGCCGCGCGCCACGUGCCCCACAGCGAGAAGCUCAAGUUGAUCGGCCCCGUCAUCAUGGGCAUCGGGCUCUUCAUCUUCAUCUGCGCCAACACCAUGCUGUACGAGAACAGGGACAUGGAGACGCGCAGGCUCAUGCAGAAGGGGCUCUACUGCAUGGUGGCAGCUCUGCCCGAGGGGACCGGCCCCGGGGACGGGCACUGCCAGCGCGGGGACACCCAUCCCGUGCCCAAGGCCAACGCUGAGUGCGUGGAGGGCUGCUACCGCGUGGACCUCUCGGGCCAGCCCUGCCCCAGCACCAAGUGGUCCAACUGCUACGGCUCCAACAGGCUCCAGACCACGGCCGAGUUCCUGCAGCGCCCGGUGGCGUCUCCCGCUGCCUCCCUGCUCAGCCUCCGCUCCGGGGCCUCCACCGAGGCCAACCUCGGCUUCUCCCCGCACCCCGGGGCCGAGUCCCUCCUCUCCUCGGCUGUGGGCGCCUUGGCGCUGCCCGUCAUCAAGCUCAACAACUGCCUCUUGGAUGCAGCGGCGCGAGGGGGCCCUGCAGAGCCCCACCAUGAAGCCCCGCAGCCCUCCCAGCCUGGAGGCAUCAGCAGCCAUGACCCUGGUGGUGGCCACAUCAUCAUCAACGUGGAUGGAGGCGCGGAGCCGGUGGGGACGGAGCUCGGCCCCGAUGCGCAGCUCCACGCCCCAGGGCACUCCAAGUCCCUGGACCUGGGCCAGCCCGGGGUGCUGCUGGUGGCCCCCAUCAAGGACCGUAAGAACCGGAGCUGGCCGCGGCUGGACCAUGUCAGCCUGGUGGGGUACAGCAAGCUGGAGAGCAGCGGCGAGUCCUCGGACCGGCUGCUGGAGCACAGCGAGCCCCGGCCCAGCUCCUGGGCGGUGGGGAUGGAGCAGGGAACGCGGGUCUGACACCCCC
Molecule: messenger RNA, 1402 nt
Organism: Neopsephotus bourkii (Bourke's parrot)
Lineage: Eukaryota; Metazoa; Chordata; Aves; Psittaciformes; Psittacidae
Gene: TMEM200B
Product: transmembrane protein 200B
Exons: 2
Coding region: 172-1395 (407 amino acids)
Source: RefSeq, a predicted model, not a curated record